Drosophila albomicans is the source of this 12807-nucleotide messenger RNA. RefSeq names its product serine-rich adhesin for platelets (gene btsz). Bases 671 to 11857 code for a protein of 3728 amino acids. Lineage: Eukaryota; Metazoa; Arthropoda; Insecta; Diptera; Drosophilidae. The record is from RefSeq and is a predicted model, not a curated record. Gene Ontology annotation, biological process: intracellular protein transport; exocytosis. Gene Ontology annotation, molecular function: neurexin family protein binding; small GTPase binding. Gene Ontology annotation, cellular component: plasma membrane; exocytic vesicle. The transcript has 13 exons.
CACUUUGGCAGCCGCAGGCAAAAGCAACUUGGGCAGACAUGCAAAAGUUUUAACUGCAAGUGACAAGGAAACAAAAACCAAGUGGAGGUCAAAGUGCAAGGUGCAAGUUGCAGUGGAACUACAAGCAGCCAGCGGUGAAUGGCUCAAGGAGGCCUAUGCGUCCUGCGAGGCAGUGGAUCAUCUGAGCACCAGCGACGUUCUGCGCAAAAGUAUACGACGCUCCUGGACCAUAUCAAAUCCCGAGGACGAUCCGAAUAAUCCGAAUGCGCAGCAACCAGUUGCUGAUAAUUUGUAUCCACAGCAACAGCAUUUGAUAGAAGCACAAUCAGCAGGCAGUUAUCCCACAUUGCAUCAAUAUCCGUUACACUCGCAGCUGCAACAACAGCAGCUGCAACAUCAGGCGCAGCCGCCACAGCCGCGACAAACGCACAUCAUCAACUACAACAGCGGCAGUGCCACGCCCGUGAGUGGCAGCAAGUGGCACCUCGGUCGUCGUGUGUUGCGUCAAUCCACGUUGCCCAGCACAUUGAAUAACGAUCCGAAUAUCAGCGGCAGUGGUGCCAAUUUGGCCAAUUAUAAUUCAGCUAAUCUGACAGCGCCCACUUCGCCGCAUCAGCUGCAGAAGAGUCCGCUGUAUCCGAGCGCCUACAACAGCGACGACAUCAUCCACAUGAACACAGCGCCCGACUGUGACAAUUACACACAGAUCCAAAUACAAGAGGCACCGGUGACGCCGCCCACGCACAGUCAUCGGCUGCAGGUGCGACGACAAUCGACGCUGCCGGCAAAUCCAUGCCAGCCACCGCCUAGCAUUUAUAUGUCCACCUCACCGAAUCGCGUCUAUAGCCGCUCGCCGGAACGUUCGCCCGGCGAGCAGCAACGCUAUCCACCGUUCACACGGCAAACCUCAUUCCCCGAGCCGCCGAGCAACUAUCAUCGAACCAAACUGCUGCCCAGCACCGUAAAUUUACCCGUGCCGACCACACAAUCCGCCUCGGCCAUUGCCACAGUAGCGGCUGCCACACAGCCACAGCCAGCACCGCCACUAAACUAUGAUUCGCAGCAAUCGAGCAUGGCCAGCGAUGAGAUGGACUACACACAAACGUUUGGAAAGCCGCGUAUGAUGCGUCAGGCUACGCUGCCCAAUCCAGAUCAGCAUGUUAAGCUGUUGCCGACGUCGCCGCCAAAACGUCAGACAUCGCCACAGUUUCGUCGUUCGCCGGAAUUUACGCGCCAACAAACGUUGCCCAACCCGGAGGCAUUCAACAGCGGCAACACGUUGACUGUGCAUCAAACGCCGCCGGGCAAAUUUAUGCCCAUUUCGCCGCGUACCAAACAAAACUUUUUGUUUCCCAGCGUGCAGAAUCCGCGACAGUUUCUCUCGCAACAGAAUGUCCCGACUGUGGGCGCCACCGAUUUGGGCAGUGGCGGCAGCGUUGCCAGCGGUGCUGGUGAACAGUAUUCAAGCAGUCAGAGUGUGAAUAUUCAUCACUCACGUGAUCCACACUCGAAGAUGAUCAAGGUGCGCAGCCACAGCAAUGAGGAGUAUUCGAAUUCGAAUAAAACACAUGUGGAGAGUCGACGACUGCUGCCAGAGAUUCCCACAACUCAGCGUUCGUCGAGUCGCUCGCCCAGUCGUCUGGUGCGUCAGGAUUGCCUCAAGGAGCAGGAGCAUGGCUCUCGCACAUUUGGCGAGGCCAAACAGCAGUUCAAUCAGUUUCCCGAUGUCAGUGAAGAGCUGGAGAAUCAACCCGAGUAUGUCGAUUACUUUGGAAACAGCGUCACGAGCUUCCUCGAAUCGGACGAAGUGCAGUAUGAGAAGAAUUAUAAUGCGGGCUUCAGCAGUGAACCGCGCAUCAUCUACAACGAUGGCUCCGAUGAUCCCAGCUACAAGCAGACCCAUCAGCGACCCAUCUACAGUGCCGAGAACAUGUUGCAAGGCGUCGACAGCAGCUACAUGGCACCCACACAGCCGAGUUACUACGGUGACAUGGGCAACCCGGCGGGUCAUGCCAUGCACAGUGGCGCAGCAUUGCCACGUACACCUCUGAUGCACAAUCGCAUGCGACGUCGUCAGUCGCGAGAGCUGCCCAUGCCACAGGAGGAGUACGCACAGCAAGCGAGUGCUGAGGCAGCUGCAGCUCCUGUUACAACCGCAGCAAGCAACUCGGCCAAUGUUCCAACGGAGAGCAAUGCGGAUCGACGCAAGCCCGAGCAGAUGCGUUCGGUGUCCGAGGACUCAGGUGCCAAGACAGCGCCUAAACCUGUCACAAGACGCUCCUUCUCACACCCAGAAAAAGAAUCAACGCCGCCUAAGAAAACGGAGACCUCAAAGAUACCCAGUCCACGUCCUCUGGCCGAUAUACUGGAUAAGACGCGCGGUGGCGCCUCAAAAUUUCCGCAGGCACGUCGUCGCAACAGUCGCGGCGAGGAAGGUAGAGUACCACAGCAUCACUACUCCUUCCAUGAACUGCUUAAGCACCAGAACUCUGAUUUAUCCAAUCGCUUGAAAAAAACGCCCAUUCCUGUUACCACCACAGUCCCCGCAGGCAACGAACAGCCGGAGGCGGGAUCAGAGCAACAACAGCAACAAGGAGCAGCAACAACCGGCGACAAAUCCCCCAAGUCCUCUGACAACAAUGAAGCCAAUGACAUUGGAGGCGCCGCAACGCAGCACACCAGCACAUUGGGUGAGCAGGAGAUUCAGAAUGCAGUGGAAGCUGCGGCCGUUGUCUUCAAGAAGGUUGUGCUACAGCGUCGCAAAGAGAAGGAAAAGGCAGCCGAAGAAGCCUCGCAGCUGGCAGCUGCUAUUUCCGGCAGCGAUGUCAUGGAAACGUCAUCGUCAUCGGAACUGGAGUUCAGGUGCAGCACAACCUCUGGCCCCGGUCAGUCACAGUACAGUGUCGAAGCGGACGAGUUCAAGUUGGUAUUUCUAAACUCGGACUCCUCGUCGUCGUGCAAAGAAGAAGAGGAAGAGGAAGACGAUGAUACGGACAGUGCAUCGAGUUCUUCUUGCUCGACACAUCAAUGCCACAGCAUUGUGAGCAAUGUGGAGGAUUGUGAUUGGGAUUACUUUGAGCCCUCGAUGAUAGCAGCCAGCACCACGACAACAACAACCACAACAAUGAUUGCCUACGCCAGCUCUGUGACACCUUCAACACCCACGCCUCCGCCUCGCUUUCGUCGUCGUUCCAGCGACAGCGAUUCGCCGCUGUUGCAACGACGCCAGCAACUGCUGCGUGGCUAUUGCAGCAAGAUACGGGAAAGCGACACGGGCACAGGCACCGAUGAAGAACUCCAUAUGCAGGCGGAGAGCAGCUCACAGACGAGCUCCGAUCAGAAUCAGACACCGGCUACGACUGCCACGCUGCCGUUGAGCAUGAAGGCGCGCAUCAAGACGCGUUUCCUCAAGAGUCACCAUCACCAUCAGCACUAUCAUCGCUGUGGUUGCAAUGCCACAAUCUCAGCAACCGCUGCAGCAGCAACUCAACCACAAUACGUCCCAAUUCCUGUGCCCGUACCGAUUCCUGUGCCACUCGCUGCCUAUCACAAUUGGCAGCUGGAGCAGCAUCCCAGCACCGCGUUGCUGGAGCAGGACGAACAUUUGGCCGCCUCGCUGCAACAAUUGUGGCAAGCAGCGGCAGCAGCGAGCGCCACACCGAAUUCGUCGUCACAGCAGCAACAACAGGCGGCUGCCGCGGCGGCAGCAGCAGCGGCAAUGGUUGCCUAUUCGCAGCAAUUCGCCGCGGCGAGCAACAUGUUUGACGCAACGCCGCCGGCAACAACGAAAAGCUAUCAGCAAUUGCCAACAACAACGCGAGCAGCGGCAGCGGCAGCAGCAACACACCGAUUGGGCGGCGGUGGUUUUAAGUCCUCGGCACCAGAGUUGAGCGCCUCGCUGGGCUCGUUGAUGACGCAGUCGUUGUGCUCCACUGCCUCCAACUCGACGUCUUCAUCCACAACGUCCGGCUAUGGCACAGCGGCGGGUCGCAGCCUGGAAACUUUAGCCGGCUGUCUGUGUCUGGCCCAACAACAACAGCAGCAGCAACAACAACUUGCUGCCAGUCAAAUGGCUUUCAAGCCAGCUCCAACAAGUUUUGGUUUAGUAGCGCCGCGCACGCCGUCGUGUGAGCAACAACAAACGCAAACGCGUCUCUCGCUAGUUCGUAUUAACGCUGACGACAACGCUGACGACGACGACGUUGAAGCUGACGUCGCUGCUGACGUCGUCGCAACGCCCACAACAACACAUAGAUUGUGUAAUGCGAGUGAUAAAAGCAACAGUAACAGCAACAGCGACGACGACGGCGACGGCGUUAAAUUUAGCGCACAUGUUGAUGAUGUUGCUGCUGUUGUGAGUGCUGUGACUGCUGAUAAGUGCGAGGCGAUGCUGCCAAAUAAAUGCCAAAAACUAUGCGAAACAGUGCAAAACAUAAAAGAACUAACAACGACAGCGGCAGCGGCAGCAGCAACAAAAACAGCAACAGCAACAGAGACAGCAAUAGCAACAGCAACAGCAGCAGAAACAGAAACAGAAAGACAAACCUACCUGGCGAGUAGAGACGACGACGAAGCAGUGGAAACAGCAAACGAAACAAAUAUACAUAAAAAUCAAGUACCAGCAACAAGAGCAACAACAACAGCAGCAACCACAACUGGAGCCACAUUGAGUGCGGCUGCUGCUGCUCCUGCGGUAAUAACUCGUUUCAGCAGCAACAGCCAAGUUGCAGUCGAAAAUGUUGCGCCUAGAGAGCAGCAACUACAGCAACUACAACAGCAACAUUGCCAGCUAGAGUCACAGCAUUUUAGCAGCUGCUUAACGUUGUCCUCCAAGCGGUUUAUAAAUAAAGCGCCAACCAUGUCCGAGAGCGAGCCAAACGAAGCGAUUGCCCAUUUGCACAGCGAAAGCUAUGCGGCGGCCAACAGCAGCAGCAACAGCAAUAGCAGCAGCAACAGCAACAGUAAUUGCAACAGCAACAACGACAACAGCGAUGCGGAGGCUGAAGAUGCGCGUAGCCCACGCAAGUUGGUGCAACGCAGCUAUGAUGUGGCCAAAGCCAUGCAAGCUGAAGAAGAAAUGUUGCCACCAUCUCCACCAGCAGCAGCAGCAGCCAUGCAAAUGGUGCAUCACAGCACCACCGAUGGCAGCAGCAGCAGCAGCAGUGAUGACAGCAGCUCUAGCUCCGAAUCUUGUGAUUCGGAUGAUACGGGAACUGUGGCAGAUCGGCGUCCAAAGCGACGGCGCUUCAACAAAGUGUUUGUGGUGAAUCGGCAAGCGGGACAUCAUCAUCAUCAGCAGGCGGCACGUGUGCGACGCAGUUCGUCCACUGAAGGUGAUUCAUUGUCAUCGUCGGAUGCCAAUCUGGAUGAUUCGUCCGAUAACGAUACCGAUACCGAGCGCACCGAUUGCGGCAUUGUGCUCAACUAUGUGAAGGCGUUGGGCGAAGAGCCAGAAGAACAACAGCAGCAACAGCAACCAUUGGCAGCUGCACGUGAUGUCGACGACAACCACGACAACGACAACGACGACGACGAUGAUGAUGAUGAUGAAAGUGAACGCCGCGUUGCCAACUCAAGCGAUGAGCUUGCCAACUGCAUUGUUGUUGUCGGCGGCCGCACAGACGACGAUGCCAAUGCUGGUGGCGUUAUAUUGCACGGCAUGCGUGCGUUGCCAGAUCUCGAAAAUAAAGAGCAAUUAGAGCAAAGCAGCAAUGCAGAGGAGCAACAACAAUCUUCUUCGUCAUCUUCACUGGAAUUGAGCUCAGUCCUGGCGGCUUGCGAUGAACUUCAUAGCAUUUCGAAUGAUGUGAAUCGUUUGCUGGCGCUGCACAAGCAAAACUCACAGUUGGAACUGAAAUUGCAGCGACUGCGACGCGGCGUUGCCGAAAUCAAUGAGGAUCAUCUGGUGUCCGGCAUUGCUGCGGCUGCCACCCAAGCGGAGAAGCCCAUAGAGUGCAGUAGCAGCUGCAGCAGUGGUGAUAAUAAUAGCCCAGGGUGUUCAGGUAAUGCACAGGAGGCAACCCUCGUGUUGUUAAAGCAAACGCAAACCCAAACCCAUUCCGAGAAAAGCAUAAAUGUAAAUUCUAAUGACGAAAGCGAAGCAGCGAAACAAAGCGCAAACAACGCUCAGCAGGGUAAACAUGUAAACGAAAAUGAGGAAGAACAAGCAGACGAAGAAGAAACGGCAACUCUUGGAUUUUCACAGCAGCGACGGCGGCGGCCGCAGGUAAAAGCAAACACCGAUAAUAAAGUGGCAGUCAUGCAAACAACAACAACAGCAGUAGCAGCAGCAGCAACUACGGCGUCGAUGGCCAUAGAAGAGCGAACAGCUGUGCAAACGCAGGCAACAGAGAAGCCAAAGGGUGAGGAGGAAGUUAUGACGGGCAGCGAAGCAUGCAAAAUAAACGACGAUUUGUUGGACCCAGACUACGACGACGAUUACUCGUCGCACUCUCACUCUCUCACAGCAGCGAGUAAAGCACCUGAACUACUACAACAAGAACAAGAAGAGCGCCAGCAGGUAGCUGUAAAACAAACGAGAGCAACAGAUGGUGGUGGUGUUGCUGAGAGUAAUAAACGUGCGCUCUCUCACUCUCGCGAGCUACCUGUUGCUAUCGCUCAGCACGAAGCCGAUUGCGCAGCCGAAGUGAAGUCGCAGUCGCAGUCGCGUUCGGCAUUGGUAUGGGAAGCGGAGUCAGUCGAAAAUGAAAUGUUAAACGUUGCGGUUGAAGAGCCAAACGCGCGCCUAACGUUGUACUCGAGCAACAACAACAAUAAUAAUAGUAAUAAUAAUAAUAGUAGUAGUAACAGCAACAACGGUGGCCAUAAUGACGGCGAUUUCGCAGCACAAAAGACAAAAAGCAAUAGCAGCAACAGCAGCAGCAGAGCCGUUUUUGUUGUUGGCCAACAAAGUAACAGCAGCAGCAGCAACAACUGUGACGUAGUGAAUGUUAAUGUGAAUGUGAAUGAAUCGCGUGUGUUUGAAAGUUGUGAAAACGAAUACGACAAAAUAUUUGGCAGUCACCAAGAACUGCAAGGCAGUCAAGCAACAACAGCUAACGAAACAGCAACAACUACAACAACUGCAACAGCAGCACCAACAACAAUAACAACAACGUCAAGUGCAGUGAAGAAUUCACUUUCGGCCAAAUAUCGCAGUUUAGUGAUGAUUACAAAAGACAACGAAAGCCCAACAACAACGAUAGCGAGUAACGACAACGAUUAUGAAAUGCCAACGAUUGGCAGCAACAACAACAGCAACAACAACGUCAACACUUUUGGCCAGAACUUUGGCAGUGAGUCACCCACUCUAGACACAAUGCCAAUUGAUUUGCGAAUCGGAGUCGCUGUUGGACUUGGCCAUGAGCUGAUUCCAACCCCGACGCCAAGCGAGCGGGAAUUGUCACGUGAUUCCUACAGCGUGGAUUCCCUUAACGAGCCAACAACAUCCGCAGCCAAUGCCAAAAACAGUCUCGACGAUGGCUUGGCUGACGAUGAUUCCUGGGUGGAGGAGCUGAGUCAACGCGGCGAUCUUGAUGAGGACGAUGACAAUCUGAGCAAUGCCACCACAACACCCACAGCCACAGAUUCCGAGGAUGCGGAGGGAGAUGGCGAACUGGGUGGACGCAUUAUGUACCUGGACCGCGAAGAGGAGCUGCGUGGCUACAAUCGCUCGGCAAUUGACUUUACGUUGCACACAAUUGUUGAAGAGAGUUGCGAAGAGAGCGAGGUGGCCUCGAUGCGUGCGGACAACGAGCUGGAAGAGCAGGAUGAUAUGGACGAUAUGGCCGAGAGACGCCGCCAACGCACGCUACAGCAUCAUCAUCGUUUGAGCGCCUCCGAGUUGGAGAAAUACUUCUUUUUUGGCCUCGGCGAUGGCAAGGUGAUGAGCUCCAUUGAUACGCGUGGUGACGAUACAGCCUCUGAGGUUAGUUCUGAGUGCUCGGAGAGCGUGGACUCGCUGCCUCAUGAGGAUCAGUUGCUGGAUGGUGCACAUAGUGCUGCGGAUUUGGCUUCCUCGCGGCUGGAGAAAUAUUUCCUCUCCGGUUUCAUGGGCUUUAGUGGCGGCGAGAAGCAGGUGGAUAGCGAUGAGAGUGGUGGCAGUGUGGGCAGCGAUAGCGAAGGACAUCCAAGUCCCAGUCAGCGUCGCAAGCGUUUGGUGCGUGCUCGAGGCACGCCACGCAGCCACAACUCGUCCCUAGACAAUCUGCUGCUGCCCGAUGCCUUGGAUCCCUUGGAUGCCACCGCCACAGCAGCUGCAGCAGCUGAGGAUACCUCGGAAUCAGAGGCAGGUUGUGAUGACACUGUCAUACAUCUGGUUAAUGCCGGAGAUCGUGCCUCCGAUGGCAGCUCGUCGGACACCAUCAAACGCAAGAAACAACUACGCAAGCGUCACGAUUCCCUCGACGAAAAGAAGCUGCACGAGGCGGCUGAUGGCGCCACAUCGGUCACGGAUUGUGCCACACAGGCGCAAGUGCAGGCCAAGAAGCAACAGCAUCACAGUCGCGACAGCGGAUUUGUGGGCAGCAACGAUGAUUUGUUAAAGUCUCCGGAUUGCGAGCCGAGCAAAUCGCCGACGCCUGCGUUGGGACAGAUUAGCGAGGACCGCGAACCUUUCGCUAGCAGUGACAGCGCCUCAAUUAGUCUGGCCAAAAUGGAUAUGCCGAGCACGAGUUCAGGAGCAGUAGCUGCACCACGCCGAGUUACGCUAAAUCCCUUAGCGCUGCCAGUGACAGGAAGCACAAGUGUCACGACCAGUUCGAAUCUGGUGCGCAAGGAUAGCUUCAACAACUGGAGUUCCGAUGAGGAGACCAAUUUGAUGAUGAGCAAAAUGCGACAGUUCUUCAAGACACUCAUUGUGGCCACAGCGAAUGCCCAACAAAGUCAGAGUCAGGUGCAAGGUGGAAAUCAACUCCCGGGACAGUCGCCAAGUGCAGGCAGCACGCCCAGCUCUGUUCGACGUUUGGCCAGCAAGGCGGCCAACAAAUCGCGACCAGCGCAAUUGGCUUACUUUGAGAACGAGCUGACGCGUCUAAUGAAAACCGUUCCUGGCAUCAACGAUGAGCAGGUGCGCGAGAUAGUCGAGUAUCUAAGCAGCGAGGACACUUGGUCGGACUCUUAUGACUCCUCGGACUAUACAAGCUCGGAUCUGGAGGGAUCAGAGCACAAGGGACAGCUUAAGGCGCAGAUCUCGGCCAGCUGUCAGCAGAUUAUCAACAAAUUCGAGGUGGAUGAGGAGGGAGUGCGUGGCGAUGGCGGUUUGCUGGAUGAGGCACAUGCUCUGAACGGCGACACGGCUUUUGUCUAUCAGAAGCUAGUUGCUUCCUUUAGCAAGGUGGCAGUGGGUGAGGUGGCUACGGAGGAGCAGCCACAGCCUGUGCCAGCGGAUGAGGAUCGCGUGUCCACGGGCAGCACAGAGCAGCGUUCGCCGCAACUGUUUGCCAAGGUGAUGCAACACAUUGGCACCCGUUUGGUGGCUCUGAUGCACGAGGUGAGCAGUGGCAAUGAGACGCCGACAUCGACGCGACAUAGUCGUCGUGUACAGGCCAAGAUCUCGGCCACCACCACGGAGGACGAGGAGGAUGAGGUGGAGCAGCUAAAGACGCUGCCACUGAAGCAGUUGAAGCUGCGCAGUCGCUCGCAUGAUUUGCUGUUGGAUGGCGCCGGCAACUCGGCGCCACACUCAACACAUCAAAGUCAGGCACAUGGACAACUGACAGCUGGAGCAGCACAUCAUCUGACAGCAGCAGGAGCGGGAGCUGGAACGGGAACAGCAUCGGGAGAGAAUCAAGGAGAGGAGUGCGGCGUGGCAAGCGACUAUGAGCGCUUCUCGUGGCGCGGCAGUUUUGAGUCGGCAUUACUGGCUAAUGGCGACAGCAGAACGAGGCUCAGCCAGCUGAGCCAGCUAGACAGAGACAACUCAUCGUCUGCGUCCGCUUUGGCUGUAGCAAAGCGCCGAUCGGCAGGCGAUCUGUUGUUCAGCCAGCAUCAGCAGAGUCUCAGCCGCGAGCAACUCGAUCGAGUGCGCUCCUGUGGCAGCAUCGGUGGCGGCGAUGUCCAUCAUCAUCAGCUCGAGGCAUCGCCCGCCAAACCUUGGCUCUCUUCGGCCAGUUCCUGUGCAGACUCCUCAAAAGAUGUGCGACGCUCCAGUGUGCCCGAUGCCAUCUACGAAACGGAUUCCAGCGACGAAGGAGGCGCCGCAGCGCAGUUCAGUGUCAAUCGCUCCACUCUGCCACGCAGUUUGACGGGUGGCGUGCAGGUGGCAAGCACCAAUUCGCUGCCACGUCUGCCCACCAGCUCGGUGGCUUCGGUGGGCGCGGCUUUCACCAGCACACCCAUCACCAAAUCACAAAGCGCCCUCAACUACACGCCCUCAUCGACGGGCAGUGCGAAGAGUGCAAGAUAUCGCUCUCCGGGAUUGGCGGCACGUGCUGCUGCUGCGGCCAGUGGCAACAGCAUCAGUCUGAGCAGCAUCGGUGUGGCAAGCAGCAGCUCCGCGGGCAGCGGAAACAAGAAAAUCACAGGUGGACUGCAACAGUUCCUCUACUCCAAACGGGAUGCGCGCAAACGUUUAAAUAUGUCAGCGGAGGAAGCCAAGGCAGCAGCCGAGGAGUUAAGCCACUCGCCGGUAAUUGGUCAACGACAUACGGAUGCUGCCUCCAGUCCCAUACAGUCGCGUGCCUCCAGCGAAGCGUGGCCAGUGCAAUCCGACGAGGACAUCGAUCGUCUCGUGGCGAUGCAUCAGAAUCGCAGCAGUCUCAGCUCUCUGGGCGUUCGCUCUGAGUCCAUGGCCAGCGUUUACUCAGGCGCCGGCGAAGGUCGCUAUGGCACCGUUGUGGUCAAGGGUCAGGUGGAGUUUGGCAUGCAGUACAACUACAAGUUGGGUGCAUUGGAGAUACACGUGGUGCGCUGCAAAGAUCUAGCUGCUGUGGACGCCAAGCGCAAUCGCAGCGAUCCCUACGUGAAGGUCUAUUUGCUACCCGACAAGUCAAAGGCUGGCAAGCGCAAGACCAAAGUCAAGAAACACACUCUCAACCCGAUCUUCGAUGAAACUCUGCGCUUCCACACACCAAUCUCCAGCCUGGAAACACGCACCUUAUGGCUAACGGUGUGGCACUCUGAUAUGUUUGGACGCAACGAUUUUCUGGGCGAGGUCAGCGUCAAUCUGCAGGGUCGCCUCUUUGACAAUCCGCAAUCGCAGUGGUAUUUGCUCCAGGAACGCAGCGAACCUUUUGACGAGGUGGCCACUUAUCGCGGCGAUAUUGUGGUUGGCUUGAAAUACAUUCCUCCAGAGAAUCUGAAAUCUUCGAUCUUCUCGCGUGGCUCCAGCCUGACGGGCAGCUCGUCUAAUCUGCGUAAGUUUGGAGGCAGCAUCAAAUCGGUGGCCUCCAAGUCGGAUCGUAGCACCAAGGGUGGUCAGCUGCAUGUGCUGGUCAAGGAGGCCAAGCACUUGAGUCCGAUUAAGACCAACGGCACCUGUGAUGCCUUCUGCAAGAGCUAUCUGCUGCCAGAUCGCACGCGCAGCUCCAAGCAGAAGACGCCUGUGGUCAAGCGCACCUUGCAUCCCAGCUGGAAUUAUACGUUUGUCUACGAGGAUGUUUCACUAGAGGAUUUAUCGGAGCGCGCUUUAGAACUGACCGUUUGGGAUCACGAUCGUUUGGCCAGCAAUGAAUUUGUGGGCGGCAUACGAUUCUCCCUCGGCACGGGUCGCAGUUAUGGCAGACAGGUGGAAUGGAUGGAUGCCACUGGCAAGGAACUGUCGCUGUGGCAGAAUAUGCUGGAUCGUCCCAACUUUUGGGUGGAGGGCAGCCUCGUGUUGCGCUCCAGUCUCGAUGGCAUUCGCGCCACAUUGCCAUAGGCACAGCCAGUGUCUGAGCCACAGCCAGCUACGUCACAAUUUGCAUUGUAGUAAUUUAUUGCCUAGCUACACACCCACACAAAUAUGCAUAAAUAUAUAUAUAUAUAUCGUUAUAUAUAUAUAGAUGUAUAUAUAGUACAUACUUAUUCAUAUAUAAUGUUGCAGUUAGCGUUUGCCCCCGGGCACAUAUUGUAUUUGUAUUGUAUUGUGUUGUAUACUGUAUUAAUUAUGAACUAUGAUAUGUAGUUGUUGGAUGACAAGCAUUACUAGAAACUUAAGAAUGGAUCACACUAUACAAAAUCGGAAAACCAGUUGCGAUUCGCAACGAUUCGCUUCGAUUCGUUUGGCGAUUCGUUUACUGGGCUGUUGCACACACAUGAAUGAUGAGUACUCGGGCUCAAGUUUCGAUUCGCGCACGCAAUUUAGAACGAUUUAUAUAGGAAGAUUUUCAAUACUCGAAUAUGUGGAUGGAUAUAGCAUUGAUGACACUGCAAAUAAUAAGUAUAUUAUAUACAUAUUGUAGUUUAAGGCAGCACAAUGUUCAAAAUACGAUAAAAAAAAAGCAAAAACAAAAGAAAAACAGAAGCGUUAUCAAAUUAAUUGCACUAUUCAUAAGUGAUGAAGCUAUAAAAGCAACAAGUGUAAAGCAAAUAAACAAAAUAAAAAAAAAUGUGGAUUGCUCAUCUCAAAUGAUGACGAUGACGACGACAAAGUAUAUAGCCCAUGCAUAGGCUACAUCUAGACACUUAAGAUCCAUUGUGUGUGUAUUUUUUGAAAAGAAACAAAAACAAACAAACAUAAGAUGAACUUGCAAUUUUGCAUAAUGUAUGCAUUAAACUACGAUAAUAACUGAACCGACAUAAACUAAGCUAUAUGAUACAUAAUGUCUACUAUUAACUAUCAAUAAUAAUAAUCGAUGAUAAAUACAAAUAACAAUUUUGUAAAUGCAA